Molecule: messenger RNA, 1650 nt
Organism: Vigna unguiculata (cowpea)
Lineage: Eukaryota; Viridiplantae; Streptophyta; Magnoliopsida; Fabales; Fabaceae
Product: putative arabinosyltransferase ARAD1
Molecular function (GO): glycosyltransferase activity
Source: RefSeq, a predicted model, not a curated record
CAAUGAAUGAUCUUUAAAACUAUUCACUUGCCGGGGUUCAUAUUGAAUUGAUGUGUAUGAUCAUCCUUCUUUGCCUUUGUGGUGUUUGUACAAUUUCCCUCAAGCCGUUGCAAAUUUAACGAUGGUUGUUAUGAUUGUGUUAAAUAGAGGAGGGCACAGCGGUGUGAAGUGCUGAAAUAGUGGUGAAUAAUGGCUGAGAGAAAUGGGCCUUCUUCGUUCAAGGUUGGUUUUAGAAAGUCAUUGUUUUCGUUCUUUACAAUGACAUCGCUUCUGUUCGUGUUGUCCUGGUUCUUUGUUAUGCAAUCCACGUAUCGUCCUAAUCCCAUGGAGUACAAUCUGAUGCCCAAUUCAAAGCAUUUAUCUGCAUUAGAUGAAUCAGAGUACGAGAUGCUGAAGCAAAAUGUUCAAUCCUCAUUUGGGAACAUAAAACUAGUGAAACAUGGAGGGAAAUGCCACCAAAAUGAUGAACUUGUUAUCAAGGUUUACAUGUAUGAUUUACCCCCAGAGUUCCAUUUUGGACUCUUGGAUUGGAAACCAAAUGGGAGUAGUGUGUGGCCUGAUGUUAGAAAUAAUAUACCUGGUUACCCUGGGGGCUUGAAUUUGCAACAUAGUAUCGAGUUUUGGCUUACAUUGGAUAUUCUUGCAUCAGAAUUCCCUCAAGCUCCUAAGGCUAGGACUGUAAUCAGAGUUAAAAACUCGAGUGAGGCUGAUAUUAUAUAUGUACCAUUCUUUUCAUCUUUGAGCUAUAACCGCUACUCCAAAGGUAAGAAGAAAGAAAAGAAAAAUGGGAACAAGAUACUGCAGGAAAAGUUAGUGAAACAUUUGACAACUCAAGAGCAAUGGAAAAGAUCAGGGGGAAAGGACCAUUUGAUUUUAGCACACCAUCCCAACAGUAUGUUAGAAGCAAGAAUGAAGUUGUGGCCUGCUACAUUCAUUCUUUCAGACUUUGGGAGAUAUCCUCCAAAUAUAGCCAAUGUGGAAAAGGAUGUGAUAGCACCUUAUAAACAUUUAAUCCCUUCCUAUUUAAAUGACAACUCCACCUUUGAUAGUCGUCCAACAUUACUUUACUUCCAAGGAGCAAUAUAUAGAAAAGAUGGAGGUUUAGCAAGACAAGAGCUAUUCUAUCUUCUGAAAAAUGAAAAGGAUGUGCAUUUUUCCUUUGGGAGUAUUCAGAAAGAUGGAAUAAAGAAAGCAACAGAAGGCAUGCGUGCUUCCAAGUUCUGCCUCAACAUUGCUGGUGACACCCCUUCAUCAAACCGUUUGUUUGAUGCCAUUGCCAGUCACUGUGUCCCUGUCAUCAUCAGUGAUGCAAUUGAGCUACCAUAUGAAGACGUGAUUGACUACUCUGAGUUCUGCAUAUUUGUCCCUACUGUUGAUGCCAUCAAAGAAAAUUUUCUUAUAAACUUCAUCCGGGGUAUUAGCAAACAAGAGUGGACCCGGAUGUGGAACAUGUUGAAAGAGAUUGAACAUUUUUUUGAAUUUCACUUCCCUUCUAAGGAAAAUGAUGCUGUCCAAAUGAUUUGGCAGGCCGUCGCACGCAAGGUUCCUGCCAUCAGAUUAAAGCUAAAUCGGCAUGGAAGGUUUUCUAGGUCCCCUCCAAGUACAGACAAAGGACUUAUGUCAAUACCAACACCAAGGAAUUUUUGGUGA